Messenger RNA from Hypomesus transpacificus, 1624 nucleotides. RefSeq lists its product as uncharacterized. Gene Ontology annotation, molecular function: protein binding. The record is from RefSeq and is a predicted model, not a curated record. The transcript is spliced from 5 exons. Bases 356 to 1324 code for a protein of 322 amino acids. Lineage: Eukaryota; Metazoa; Chordata; Actinopteri; Osmeriformes; Osmeridae.
GGUUUAGAGAAGACUCAAGUCAAGGCUCCCAGGUCUCAUAGCUCAGCACUAAUCAUCUUCCUGUCUCCAUGUCAACCCUACUUUGCAUAUAGUUGCACGACAGAGUAUAACAGGAAAUGAGAGAGGCACAUGAGAAGACCCAUGUAGUGGAUGAUAGUGGAGUCUAACUGGACCUCAGGUACUGGUGUUAUUUAGAAGAAGGGCAUUGUAUUAUACAGGAGACAAUGAAGGAUAGUCUGAAUUUGUAUUCGAAGCUGAAGUAAAUGGAAGAUUCCACCCUCUCACUGAUGCCCUGACCUCCACUGAAAUCAGUUGGUUCCUCUAAAUUCCGAACCGAAGACCCGACAGUGGCUGCAUGGAAAAGAUGAACCUUGUAUUGGUGGAUUAUGAAUUUGAGUACAUUGCACGAAAUGGGAGGCAGGUGUCCAUUAAACCCAAUGAGAGGUACAUCCUGGUUACCAAAACCAACGAAAUCUGGUGGCAUGUUCGCAAGGACCUCCAGACAAAGCCCUUUUACAUUCCUGCCAAGUAUGUGAGAGAGCUCCCUUCAGCUGCUCAGUCACUCAUAGACUCUACCGCUAAAAGCCAGACAUCCUCUGACCUAUUGUCUGGUGGAGAACCAGAAAAUAAACCAUGCGCAAGGUCAGCUAGUACAAGGGUUCAGGCAUUUACGGAUGAUUCUCUCACAAUGUCCACGUUUGGUUGCCCUGGAGAAUGCAAUGGCAUUAAGACAUCGGAUCACACACAGCCUGUGCUUGAACAACUGGCGUCAGCCAAAUCCAGGGAUGUCCAACAUCAUCCGAAGAGAUACAGUGUGGCUGCAGGUUUCUCCUUCACUUCAGAACCUUCUGGAGUCAGUGACUCACAGCAACCCUACCGGUCACCUCAUAUUGUAUGCAAAGACCCAAGUGAAGUUCCCCAAACCCCUCAGUCAGUUAGCAAACCCCUUUUGAUCGUGGAACCGGGAAGUUCUGAAGGGUAUACGACACAGGGAGAUCCUAGUGGGCAGCCCUCCGAAUACCAAGAUUCAGACAUCUAUGAGACCAUAUCAGAUAGAAAACCCCCAGAGCUGAUGGAUCUUCCACCUCCAGUGUUUCCUACAUCUCUGGCUUCAACUGGAACCGAAGUGUUCCGGCAGCUGAGCGAGUUUCAAAGCAUUACUCCUGCCACAGUACCCCUUCUAAAAACACAGUUGUAUCAAAAGAGAGACCUCCAGUAUCAGACACUCAUUGAUGGAUUGGGGAGAAGGCAAGAGUGCCCCUUGAAUACUGCACAUAGUGCAGCUGGUGUUCACUCAGACCGUGGAAUUUACAAAAGGCUCUAAAACAAGGCUCAGAGGGACUCGUUUGUUGGCCAGUGGAACCUUGAUGAGCCCAACAAAACAGGUUUUAAACAGGUUUCACCCGCUGAUGCGAGUCGACACAGAAAUGAAGGAGUUAAUCUGAAUCUUCAACCACUCCCAAACGACUGACUCCAGCUGCUACCUGGUUGCCAGAGCACCAAUGACGUCGAGCAUGUUAUGUCUGCGCAGAGAAACAAAACCAUGGCAAAUGCCUUAUGAAGUUUUGCUAACGAAAGCGUUGUUUUUUCACCAUAGCAAAAAAAUUAAAAGGGAGAAACCUGA